Molecule: messenger RNA, 537 nt
Organism: Paracoccidioides lutzii Pb01
Exons: 2
Coding region: 1-537 (178 amino acids)
Source: RefSeq, a predicted model, not a curated record
AUGCAGCUGGAACUGGAAAAUAAUAGAGAGAAAUGUAAAGCUCUGGAACUAGAGCUUCAGUUAGAAAAACUUCAAGCAGCCUGGGCUGCUAAUAACUACAACAACAUUGCCACUGCCAAUUCUCCUGUGAGCCGUGAUACAGCCUGGAAUCCUCAGAUUGGCAGCAAACUCCAGUAUAAUCUCUACGACCCUGAUAACCGUGUUGGCAAGGCAAUUAGCCAGUUCAAAGAAGAUAUCAAGAACAUUCACAAUACCAAGGACUCAACUUCACAGGAAGGAUAUAUGACCUCUACAGCUCUUGCAAAUGAGAAGAUGGACGAUAUACACUCCUACUUCAAUAAAUUUCACGCAGCUCUCAUCAAGUUAGAGAUGCUGAAGAUGUCCUCACCUGAGAAUCUGAUAUUGGAUAUCUUUUACUCAGAUCUAUCAACAACAUGGCGCAAUUAUGUCCAGAAGAAUGUUGAAGAGGCUCAGAUCUCAAAAUAUACUGCUGUUGUAUUGAAUGUCAUCUCAAUUAUGAAGGAAAUUCACUCUUAG